CUGUUUCUUGUUCAUAGUGCCUCUGUUUGCGAACUAGUCAAACUAAAAAUAGUUUCAUUUGUAGGAAUCUGACUUACCUGUUGACCUCAACUGAUAUUUGUUCCAAAGUAGCAACCAAUUAGUUGGUCUGUGCACUACGCUGCGGUAGGCAUUCAGUGUGCAUUAGUGCAGAUUGUGUACAGUGCUGUAGCUUAUGAGCGACAGGGAGGAACAGCAACCGGACGACCGGAUGUUGCGAUCGACAAGGCGCCCGAUUGCCCACUUUGCAUUAGGUCCAGAGGGUGACAGAUACCUGUUCCGCCAGCGUAGAGAAGGGUUGCAGCAGCAGAGGAGGGCUAGAGCAGCAGAGGCUAGCAGGGCACUUGUGAGUGAGGCCGCAGCUUCGGAAGCCAUGGCCACUUCAGCGCAGCAGACCUCUCAGACCGGUGGUUCAGGGUCUGUCGGGUCAACGGUCGCGCAGACCCAGAGUCAGUCCACUGGCGUAAUGACGAGCCAGCCAUUGGUGUUGACCUCCGACAAGAUCGCCAUACAGGAGGCAGCUCUGAAAAAGGCACAACUACAGCAUGCAUUAGGACAGAUAAAAGUGGAGAAGGAAAGAAUGAUUAGAAGACGAGCUAGGAUGCAGAGUAGAGAAGCGGACGUUAGUGAGUUAGAGGAGAUGGACCUAACGCACGUAACGGAUGAUGUGAGGAUCAUCCGGUCUGUCCUUGCGAAUGUAGUGGAGAUGCAGGACCAGCAAACAACCAUCCUUCACGACAUCCAACAGAGUCCGGCCAUGUUGGUUGGGCGAGCGCCAGCAACGUCGCCAAUGUCCGGGCCGGGUGCCUGGCCCGUUGUACAUCCUCCUCCUUAUGUCCCACCGGUGCCUGGGGUAUCCCCAUAUGUAGCCCCAUCAUCGGUCGCGAUCGUUUCCCUGGGCAUGCCGCUUUCAGGAGGGCCAAAUCAGGAGGAGGGUAUGUACUUAGUUUAUGUCUCUACUGCAGGCGAGCCGGUGAAAAUGCCGCCCGAGAUAGAGGGAGUAGUUGCUAAGUACCCUGAUCUAUUUGAAGAGCCGACAGGGGUUGUAGAGAGGGAGGUCGUCCACGCGAUAGAGAUUAUCCUAGGGUCUAGCAUCCCAAAGGGUAGGAUCUAUCGGAUGUCUCCAGGCGAGCUCGAUGAGCUUCGCCGACAGCUCAAGGAACUCAUAGAGAAGGGGUUGAUCCGACCGAGUGUCUCUCCUUAUGGAUCUCCAGUACUAUUCGCACCUAAGAUGGAGGGCACACUUAGGAUGUGCAUUGACUAUAGGGGCCUCAAUGCCAUCACUGUAAAGAACAGAGAGCCCCUACCGCGCAUCGAUGAUCUGUUAGAUAGAGUGCAAGGGUGUCGGUACUUCAGUAAGAUAGAUCUGGAGUCCGAGUACCAUCACAUUGCAAUCCGGCCCGAGGAUCAGCACAAAACCGCUUUUCAGACCACGUACGGUCUGUACGAGUUUGUGGUGAUGCCUUUCGGCCUUUGCAAUGCUCCUGGCACCUUUCAGCACGCUAUGAGUCGGAUAUUCCAUGACUACUUGGAUAUGUUUGUCAUCGUGUACCUCGAUGACAUACUUAUUUUUAGUAAGACUAUCGAGGAGCAUGUUGCACAUUUGGACAAAGUCCUCAGUCUCCUGCGGCAGCACAAGUUCAAGAUCAACGGUGAGAAGUGUGAGUUUGGCCGCACCCGUGUCUUGUACUUGGGUCAUGAGAUUUCCUCUGAAGGGUUGAAGCCCGAUGACGUGAAGGUGGCCAGCAUUCGUGACUCGCCGCAUCCUCAGUCUAUGACUGAGAUGAGAUCUUUCUUAGGGAUGACUGACUACUAUCGCAACUUCGUGAAGAACUAUAGCAUAGUUGCCGCCCCCUUGACUGAUCUGACCGGCCUUGACACCCCAUGGGAGUGGACUGAGAGAUGCAAGGCUGCUUUCAGACAUUUGAAGCAUGCGUUGACGCAUUACGAAGUCUUGAAACUUCCUGAUCCUGAUAAGCCAUUUAUAGUAACUAUGGAUGCUAGCCAAUAUGGCAUAGGCGCCAUACUUGCAAAACAGGAGGAGAAAAAGUUGAGGCCCGUAGAGUACAUGUCCAAAAAGAUGCCCUCUCAGAAGUUGGCCAAGUCCACUUAUGAGAAGGAACUCUAUGCAGUGUUCAAGGCUCUAACCCAUUGGAGACACUAUAUCUCCUUGGGAGGUUCUUUAUCCUCAGGACUGAUCAUCAGACCCUGAGAUGGAUGAGAACCCAGUCGGUACUCUAUGACGCUCUCAAGCAUGGCAUCGAAGUCAUAGAGCAGUAUGACUUCG
Molecule: messenger RNA, 2305 nt
Organism: Chara braunii
Lineage: Eukaryota; Viridiplantae; Streptophyta; Charophyceae; Charales; Characeae
Source: the annotation of a GenBank genome assembly